AUGGAUGACCAAGUCAAUGUAUCUAACAAUAGUGAUGAAUUUGAGAAGCUUAGCUAUUAUGAUUGGCUGGCGGACUCAGGAACAACAUCACAUAUUACUAAGAUUCGGUCCGCAUUGACGGACUAUGUCCCACUAAAAGGUCACAAACAGCAAAUAACCUGCAAACUUAAAAAUGUCCUAUAUGUGCCGCGUGCCUCGAAUAAUCUCGUGUCUAUCACGCGUUUAGACCGAGAGGGAGGACACGCUAUAAUGGGCAAAGGGAAGGCAACCUUAAAAGUGCGCGGAGGACGCACAAUUGCCGAAGGGAAGCUGUACAAUGGAUUAUAUCUAUUGGAGAGUCGGGCAAAAAUACAGUCAGUAACGAAAGUAAACAUUGCCCGAGAAGAGCAACCCAGAGAUUGGCUUACCUGGCAC
Messenger RNA from Suillus fuscotomentosus, 414 nucleotides. RefSeq lists its product as uncharacterized. The record is from RefSeq and is a predicted model, not a curated record. The annotation marks the transcript as partial. NCBI's taxonomy places the organism in Eukaryota, Fungi, Basidiomycota, Agaricomycetes, Boletales, Suillaceae. The transcript is spliced from 2 exons.